Messenger RNA from Rhododendron vialii, 1605 nucleotides. Its product is annotated as putative nucleobase-ascorbate transporter 10. The record is from RefSeq and is a predicted model, not a curated record. The coding region runs from base 1 to 1581 and encodes 526 amino acids. Lineage: Eukaryota; Viridiplantae; Streptophyta; Magnoliopsida; Ericales; Ericaceae. Gene Ontology annotation, biological process: transmembrane transport. Gene Ontology annotation, cellular component: membrane. The transcript is spliced from 14 exons. Gene Ontology annotation, molecular function: transmembrane transporter activity.
AUGGAGGACAUAAAGCCACACCCAGUGAUGGAGCAGCUCCCUGGAGUCCAAUAUUGCAUCAAUAGUCCUCCUCCAUUGCUGGAAGUUAUAGUUCUGGGGUUCCAGCAUUAUCUAAUGACUCUAGGUACCACUGUCUUGAUUCCAAGUAUGUUUGUAAAUCAAAUGGGAGGUAGUAAUGUUGAGAAGGCUAAGGUGAUACAGACCUUACUCUUCGUUUCAGGACUAAAUACACUAACGCAGUCCUUAUUUGGCACCCGACUUCCCUCAGUAAUCGGUGGUUCAUACGCAUUCAUUAUUCCGAUGACUUCGAUUCUACAUGCCGAAAGGUUUUCUGACUCUGGAAUUUCGGGUGAUUUUCAGAAGUUUGAAAGGACAAUGAGAGGUAUGCAGGGUGCUCUCAUAGUGACCUCUUGUUUCCAGAUGCUCAUUGGCUUCUUAGGCGUGUGGAGAAAUGUCGUAAGGUUUCUUACCCCUCUUUCGAUGGUUCCUCUCGUGACUUUUACUGGACUUGGGCUGUAUUAUCUUGGUUUUUCAAUGCUGGCAAAGUGUGUUGAACUUGGGCUCCCCGAGCUAAUCCUAAUGGUUAUCAUCUCACAGUAUCUUCCCCGUUAUGCAAAAGCAAAAAUAAAGAGGCGGGUGUGUGAUCGAUAUUCCCUUCUGUUCUCGGUUGCAUUUGUAUGGGGUUAUGCACAAAUUCUGACUUCAAGUGGUGCAUAUCAUAACUCUUCUUCAGCCACUCAAGCUAGUUGUCGCACUGAUCGUGCUGGCCUCAUUACUGGAGCUCCUUGGUUAUAUAUUCCUUAUCCCUUCCAAUGGGGAAGACCUACUUUUCAAGCCGGUGAAGCUUUCGCAAUGAUGGCUGCUUCUUUUGUUGCUUCUCUUGAGUCUACUGGCACAUUUCUUGCAACAGCAAGAUAUGGGAGUGCUACACCUGUUCCAGCUUCUGUUGUCAGCCGAGGUGUCGGAUGGCUGGGAUUUGGGACUCUGCUGUCUGGUUUAUUUGGUACCGUGACUGGUUGUACUGCAUCAGUUGAAAAUGCUGGUUUAUUGGCAAUGACAAGAGUAGGAAGCCGAAGAGUCGUUCAAGUAUCAGCUGGGUUUAUGAUAUUCUUCUCUUUAUUAGGAAAAUUUGGGGCAUUUUUCGCUUCGAUACCUCUGCCAAUUAUUGCAGCUUUAUACUGUUUCUUCUUCGGUUAUGUAUCUUCCGCGGGCCUUGGCCUUCUCCAAUAUUGCAAUUUGAAUAGCUUCAGAACUAAGUUCAUAUUAGGCUUCUCUUUCUUCCUCGGACUCUCUGUACCGCAAUACUUCCGGGAAUAUCAACUAAGUUCAGGAGCUAGUCCCGUUCACACGCAUUCGAGAUGGUUCAAUGACAUGGUGACAGUCAUCUUCACGUCCCACCCCACGGUGGCUGUUUUGGUUGCUGUGAUAUUGGAUUGCACACUUGUUCGUGAGGACGAUGAGGGUGGAAAAGAUAGCGGAUCGCAUUGGUGGGAGAAGUUCGUGUUUUACAAUAGAGAUGUGAGAAGUCAUGAUUUUUAUAAACUGCCUUGUAAACUCAACAAGCUUUUCCCUCCUGUAUGAGUUUUAGCACGCUUAGUUAAUUUG